GAGCAGCGAGCUCGUUUUACAGUUCGAUACAUACGUUUCCGGAAAAAUGGUCUCACGACUAGACAGAUUAUACGUGCGCGAAGAGUAUACGUUUGUUCGUUUUCUCUGUAUAAUUGUACGUAUUAUCUUCAGGUAAACAAAUCUGCGGUGUGAGUGACUCGGAAGUUUUCGACGAAACGGCUAUCCGAGACGAUGAUUCAGUUGCUCCGAAGGUUGUAGGACUCCGCGCGUACGUACGUACACAACGUGGAUCUACGGUGAACGCGAGACGCAACGCAGGUGUAGAGUGAGUUCGCAGUGUUCCUGAUUUCUGAUUUCAACUACUACAGCUGGAGGCAGUCGUUUUCACAGAGGCUUGUCAAGUGAGUGCGGUCUUAAGACGUUCGGACCAUCCCGACACUCGUCAAGGACUCACCACGAUUUCUUUGGCGGUUUGGGAGUUGUGGGCGGAGCGGUAAACCUUCGAAUAGUUCGGCUCAUGCACCGCGAUCCGGUACUCGGUCUUCGGCUAAGGGCCAGGGAUCCGACUCACAAGCGAAGAAUUGAUACACGUGCACCGGGAUGAGUCAGAAACCCUCAGGACCCGACGCUCGGAGUGUGGAGGGUAAGAGGGCCUAGAUUACUGUGCCCAGAUAAAGACUCGGCCCUCCAGGGCCGCGCCUACUCCACGGAGUCCUUAAAAAGAAAAUCAUCUCGUCGACUCGGGAGAGCGAGAAAGUUCGUUCGGCGACCUUCGGACAGCUGACGAGCUACAAUGGGGAAAUUGAGGCAACCAAUACCCCUGCUAAAGAUGUCUAUCGAUGUUCUGCUUGUGUUGCUAUUGGAACAUUGCGAAUGUAUCGCCGCUGCCGAUGGUUCCGCGAAGGACGUUUCUCGAUACAUCGUUAUAUUCCGAGACAAGAUAUGCAGAUACAUGCCGUGGUAUUUAUUGGCGGACUUCUGCCGCACGUUUCUGGACAAAUUUCAUUCGAUUCCCCGGCUAUCGGACCACCGCGAAGCUGCCUUGGAAAUCGUGAUGGACAUCGAGAUCCGCGGGCUGCGAUUCGAAGGCCCGAUGACCGCUUAUCUUGACCCUCGCGACGCUCGUCGGAUGAGGGAGCUAACCGCACUUGAUAUGGUGGGCUCUUGGACGUCGAAAUACGACAUGACCGAUAUCCUUCAACUUCUUCACUUGACGGAACUCACCUCCUUCAAACAAUGGGAUUGCACCGAUAGAGCGCUAGAGAUAAUAGGGCGGGAAUGUCCGAAGCUAGAAAUUUUAUGCCUUCCCGGAUCGAAUCGAGUAACCGACAUAGGUCUGCGAAAUCUGACCAGGUGCUCCAGUCUACGUUACGUCGACGUAUCGGAAUCUAUGGUUACCCGCCAAGGUGUCAACCAUUUGCUAUCGACGAAUAGCAAAAUAGACACGUUGUUGUGCUCUGAAGUUCGCUUCGAGUACAGAAGCAGCAUCCUGUCUUUCUUGGACCCAUUCGUUUACCCCUCCAUGAAGUCUCUCGUUAUCAGGUCGUCGGAACCAUUUACUUCGGCACAUUUGAAUCGCAUCGUCGCAAAGUUUCCCAAUUUAACUUCGAUUCGAAUCUAUUCGGUAAUUACCGGAGACCUGAACGCACUCGAGUCUCUAGGCAAACUCAAGGUAAUUGAGUUGGAUUAUGGGUAUUACGACGAACCCCUGUCAUCUCGCCUCGUCUCAGCCGUUACGUGGAAUAAUAUGGAGCAAUUAUUGAGGUUGAUCGGCACGAAUAUCACCACAUUGAAAUUGGGAAUGUACGAAAGAAGUUUUUACUUUCGUCAACUUCAUCUGAAUUUUAUGUUCAAUUGUUGUCCGAAUAUCGAGUAUUUGGAAUUCUUGCUAGCCGGUACCGGUCGGUGGUUUGUGCCGUCAUUUCAGAAAUUGAAAGAGUUGAAAUGCCAUCAACCUGACGUCGACACUACGGAUGAAGAUGCUCUCGCGGUUGUGGAAUUUGACGAGAUGCCGGCACUCGAAACUCUUUGGUUGACCGGUGUGCAAGAUCUGAAUCUGAAUCACCUGGUAUUCGACCAUAAGAAAUUUCCAAACUUGACCGUUCUCGAAAUUAUGAUACCGAAUAACCUUCACGUGCUCGCUGAAAUUAGGGAGAUGAUAAAAAUCAACAAUCUGGAUUUUGAGAUCAGAGACUACCGGGAUCACUGGUACGAGUAAUGACCGAUGAGAAUUUUUCUAUUUACUUCAAUGUACCUUUCUCCAACUGACAUUAAACUUAAGUUAAAAAUAACUUGUAAACUAAAAGUUGUUGCGGAAUUAAUUUAAGGACGCUUUUCGUAUGUAUAUUUUUGCGCAAAGAACACGAAUACGUCGAUGAAA
This is a messenger RNA of Athalia rosae (coleseed sawfly), 2341 nucleotides long. RefSeq lists its product as uncharacterized. The record is from RefSeq and is a predicted model, not a curated record. Lineage: Eukaryota; Metazoa; Arthropoda; Insecta; Hymenoptera; Athaliidae. Gene Ontology annotation, cellular component: SCF ubiquitin ligase complex. The coding region runs from base 755 to 2179 and encodes 474 amino acids. The transcript is spliced from 5 exons. Gene Ontology annotation, biological process: SCF-dependent proteasomal ubiquitin-dependent protein catabolic process.